Molecule: messenger RNA, 3835 nt
Organism: Saimiri boliviensis boliviensis (Bolivian squirrel monkey)
Lineage: Eukaryota; Metazoa; Chordata; Mammalia; Primates; Cebidae
Source: RefSeq, a predicted model, not a curated record
AUGGUUCACCCCGGAGGUCCCCGGCGACUCGGCGCGGCUUUCCGCUUCCUCCACCUCCCGCCCCCCUUACAAAAUAGCACUGCAAAAUGCAAAGCCCUCGCUCUCCCGGCGCCCCCCCCGCCGGCUCCAGCCCGGCCCGGCGGCUACAUCUGCCGAGCCCGUCCGCAGCCUACGGGUCCGCGGGGACCCCAGCGCCUGGGAGCGCGGGCCGCGGUGCUGGUGGUUCCCGGGCGCACGGCCCGGCCGGCAGUGCAGGCCCCCUCUCAGGCGGCGGGGCUGGCACGGGGGGCCGCGCGUACGAGCGCGCACACACCGGUGGGAGAGGGCCCAGCGCCGCGGCCGCCGCCGCCCACCCGCCCACCGGGCUGGGGAGGAGGGAAGAGAGGAGAGGGCAGCGGGAAGGGGCGCGCUCCGCUGGGCGACGAGCCGCACUUGUCCAACGUGGAAAACCCAAAUACCAGUUUCAAACACUUGGGAAACAUUCAGCCCCGCUGCGCAGCGCGCAUGCGCCCCAGCCCCCUCCCCCGGCGGCGGCCCCGCCCCCCGCCGCAUUCACGCCCCUCACGGUCCCGGGCCCUGGGGGCUGCGGGGCCCGAGGCCGGCCUGCGCGGGGGCGUGGCCUUGCCUGUCAUUUUGGCCAGGGGCGAGGGUCGCGGAGGGGACAGCGACAGGUCCGCCGGGGCGGGGACCGCAGACGAGGAGCAAACUUUACUAGGAGUUUUUGGCACUUGGAGGCAGAGCCUGUUGAGAGGCGCGGAUGCCCGCCGGGAAACGCAGGGGAGCGGCCUGCUUCGCUGAAAACCCGACCAGGGUCGAACGGGCCGCGGGACGGCCGCCUCCAGGACCUUGGCACGCAGCGAGGAAGACCUCCGUUUCUCAGCCCCUGACUCUUCGUCUCCGCCCCGCAGCGCUAUGUAAGUACGGCGUGAAACAGAACUGGCAACCGCAGUAGCCAAUCCACUUGCGACCCUCAUUUGACAGCCCAAUUAGGACGAAGAAGAGGCGGGGAGAACCACAGGUAACGCCUCCCCCGAGUCUUACUACUAGAAACCCAAGUCCACCGGGAGGCGGAAGGAAGGGGCGAGCAGGACAUGGGCGGAAGUGGCGACGCAUGCGCCAUGGCCCGCUUCGGCGUCCUCCGAACUGCCGCCGCGGAGUGCGCGGGAGACCUAUCGAUUCUGCGGCCGGACCACCACUCCCAGCAGCCUCGGCGGCUCCCGCGCCUGCGCCGUCUGUCACCGCCCGCCCUUUGUGUCGCCUCCCUGAGCCCAGUUUGGAACGGCUUGGAGACAAAGGGGUUCGAGAGGGAAGCUGCUUACUAGUGUCGAGCCCCAGAAGUGGUGCAUAGGCCCGAGGGGAGCCUUCUCUAGGCCUUAUCUCUUUCCCUGCCCUGUGCCAUUGACGCCGCUCUCGGAGGCCGUUCCUCACACUUGGGAAGGCCGCCAACAGCAGGCAGGCAUCCGGUCGGCCGACGUCCUGGGGCCGUUCGGCUCCCCUGACUCCCUCCCCCAUCGCCCCUCUGCCCUCCCGAAGCUCCUGGAUUUGGGGUUUUCUGAGAAGCCCGGGCGCCGUGCGAACCCGUUGCCUAGGCGACCGGCCCCGCGCGCCGCCCCGCCCUUUUCCGGCCAAGGACACGCCCCCUCCUGGGCGUGGCCUCGCGCUUUUGUGCAGUGCCUGCCGGGCGACGCCGUUCUGCGCGGCCUCGGCCUCCGCCCGGCUUCGGACUCCGCGGCUCCCCUCUGGGCUGGCCCCAAGAACUGUGCUCGCUACGCCAGGCUGACUGUGUUUCGCCAGUUUUCCUCCGCUGUGGGCCCUGCUCUAUUUGUAUUGUCUUUCUUUACACCGAGUCGAAGAGCGGUGCCUUGUCGGUUUUCACCUUUCUCACCGGACUUUCUCUUUCCAGGAGAGCCGGGUGGGUGGUGCUACAUGUGUUUCCAGGAACUAAGCCCUGUCCCCAGCCCGUGCAGUGUUUCUGUGUCAGCUGCACGCCAGCGCGGUUCUCCAUUUUUCUUAGCCUUCUCAAUCUGGACAGGGUCGCGUUUCAGCUUUCAUCCACCGGGUUUAUCCUGUUGCAAAGCAGAAUGCACUGCUUUAGACACAAAAUAAUUGCAGUUGAAAUGGGUACACAUUCUGGUGGUAAGAUUUGGAAACAUCUGGUAUUUGAUGCAACCCUGUUGUGACAUCUAAAACUAUUUGGAUUUUUUAAAGGAGUAUUCUGUGUAAUCCAGUAUUUUAAAGUAGAUUAACCGCAGUGGUGCUCAUUCCAGCACCCUGCAGGAUAUUUUGUGCUAUGGAUGUCAGUAUGGCAAAUGAGACUGAAUUGAGCUGUUUUGUGUUUGGAAUCGGAUUGUUCACGUUGAAACGUUGCUGCAGUGAUAAAUGGACGGGUACUCCUUGCACUUUGAAGUGGAUUUAAUCUUCGCUUUUAAGCCCCUUCAUCUCACCUACGCGUCAGUAUAGCUUCUGCUUUGACAUUUGGGGAAAUGGCUGUUAUUUUACUUACAGAUCACACCAUUCUAGUCUCGGCCCAGUUAUAAGCAAAUGAGUACUUUCCUUUCUACAAGAUUUAUUGGCCACUCCUAGUCUGCACAAAAGACUGUAACACUUGGCCAGGCACGGCGGCUCACGCCUGUAAUCCUACCAGUUUGGGAGGCCAAGGCGGGCGGAUUGCCUGAGCUCAGGAGUUCACCAGCCUGGGCAACAUGGCAAAAUCCUGUCUAUACUAAAAAUAGAAAAAAUUAGCCAGGCAUGGUGGCACAUGCCUGUAGUCCCAGCUACUCGUGAGGCUGAGACAGGAGAAUCACUUGAACCCAGGAGGCAGAGGUUACAGUAAACUGAGAUCACGCCACUGCACUGUAGCCUGGGCGACAGCGUGAGACUCUGCAUUCAUUGGCUCUCGAAUGAAUGGUGUUUACCAGAACUCAAGAAUAAAGUUGGAAGUAAUUUAUUCCUUACAAAAAAAUAAGAUGGAGUUUGACCUGGGUUAUAUCUUUAAAAAAAAAAUCACAGUACAGUACAAUCUGAAUAAUGAUUUUGUUCCUCACUUGUUAUGUAUGCACUUCACAUACACAUAAACCAAAAAGGCAUCUUACUCAUUCAACAAGGAAUAUUGACGACUGCCUACCAGGUGCCAACUACUGGUUCAUGCGCUGGGGAUGGAGUAGUGAAAAGUUCCGUAAAACUUUUUAGCCCACCCCUUGGGAUAAAAAGUCAAAAAAGGUUCUUUUCAAUUCACCAUGCCGUGUGCGGUGGAGCCGCCAACAAAAUGCAGAUUUUGUGAAAACCCUUAAUGGGAAGACCAUCACCCUCAAGGUUGAACCCUCAGAUAAGAUAGAAAAUGUAAAGGCCAAGAUCCAGGAUAAGGAAGGAAUUCCUCCUGAUGAACGAAGACAGAUCUUGCUGGCAAGCAACUGGAAAAUGGAUGUACUUUGACUACGACAUUCAAAAGGAGUCCACUCUUCAUCUUGUGUUGAGACAUUGUGGUGGUGCUAAGAAAAGGAAGAAUAAGCACAAGAGAGAAGGGUAAGCUGGCUGUCCUGAACUAUUACGAGGUAAAUGAGAAUGGCAAAAUGAGUCGCCUUCCUCGAGAGUGCCCUUCUGAGGAAUGUAGUGCUGGAAUGUUUAUGGCAAGCCACUUUGACAGACAUUAUUGUGGCAAAUGUUGUGUGACUUACUGCUUCAACAAACCAAAAGGCAAGUAACUGUAUGAGUUAAUAAAAGCCAUGAACUUAAAAAAAAAAAAAGUCAAAAAAUAUUUUAUCUUUUUUGGAACAAACUUAAAAGAUCAAGCAAUAAAACAUAACAGUGACAAAUUUUAAAUAUGUCACUAAAGAAA